CUCUUAAUAAGGUCAUAUCCGAAAGAUCUGAUUAUCACUUUUGAUGCCGCGAAUUUGGCGAAAGGGCAAUCACUACCUAUAUUUACAUCUUAGAUUUAGCGUAGCCACGGUAUGAGCGGGGCUCGAACUCAUUUCCUGACUACGAAGCGAAAUCUCUACCACUAUGACCAAGUUACCGCGACAGGUAUAUAAAAAACGGGGUAACUUUAGCUUCCUCACCGUCAACUUCUCAAGCAAUAUUCCAUUAUCGCCUGCGUAUGGUGUUUAUGUCUCAACUGAUUCGAUAUGCAAGAGCGUGUUCCGCGUAUGAUCAAUUUUUAAACUGAGACAGUCUACUGACAAAUAAGCUAAUGUUACAAAAGUAUCGCUUGGUAGUUUUCAAAUAUCAUGAUGGUUAUAACGUUUUAAUCUAUAAAAUUAAUAUAACCUGCCUAAGGCUAAAUCCUAUCUAGCAGUCAAGAGGAGGUGUUUACUACAACAAGGCACCUGAUCCCACCUCUGGUGCGUCCAGGGUUCCAUGUUUGCACUACUCUUAAUUUUGAAUUCCUUACAGAAAUUUAGAGAUUGAUCACAGUUCUUUACCAUCACUCGUUUUCAUUCAUUUAAUACUAUAAUUUGUUUUAUAUCAAUUUGUAUACUAGUAUUUAGCUUUAAUAAUAUUACAAGCAUUUCUCCUCAUUUUUUUGUGUGUGAUAUGAAUUAUGUUAGCAUAAUUAAAUUAAGGUGAUGUCAUGUUUCUUAAACUUGUUUUUGUUUUUCGUUGGUACUUGAAUUCGGGGACAUCUGCAUGCAUUUUUUUUUUUUUUUUUUUUUUACAAUGUACUUGUUUUAAACUAAACAAUAUGAGAUAUUGAUCUCGUGGACUUACUUAACAACAAUGGAUGUUCAUCGUAUUACUAGAAAAUGCAUUGUUUCACGCAUGUAUUCUCUCUCUCUCUCUCUCUCUCUCAUACAGAUUAAACUCAGCAUUUCGCAAAUUCGACGGUUGUUAUAACGAUCUAGUUUCACAAUAAAACGUAUCAUUGGGUCAAAUGUUGUCUAGGGUGUUUCAUAGCAAUUGUAAGGCCGUUCUUGGCACACAGAUUUUGACUACGGAUAACUCCGUUUACCUGAUCAUGAUAUAGGGCUCACGGCGGGUGUGACCGGUCGACAGGAGAUGCUUACUCCUCCUAGGCACCUGAUCCCACCUCUGGUGUGUCCAGGGGUCCGUAUUUGCCCAACUUAAGCUUUCUAUUUUGUAUUGCUUAGCUGAGAUUGAUCACUGUUCGUUAUCUUCACCUUUCAUUAUAGGAGUUAUGAGAUUGAUCACUGUUCGUUAUCUUCACCUUUCAUAGAGAGUAACACCUCUGAAAUGAUGACUAGCUUGUAAAUGUUAAAAUGUACAACGAUUUCCCAGAGAGUGCACACACAAUGUUAUAAAGUCAAAUUCAACUGUAACGUUAAAGUCUAACAAAAUCGCAUUCGUUUACAAUUCAGACGAAAAUGAAUAAAUAAAUCUAGAGUUAAAUAUGCAGGAUCUGUAAUCAGGCUUAUUUGGCGCUAAGGAAAGAGCUCGACUUAAUGUCAUUUUCUACUCCAUUACUGUACAACAUAAUGUGGAUACGCCUAAUAGUACAUUAGGUUUGGUUGCAUAGUUAAGAAUUACACACAGCCACACAGACCUCCCCGAGAUAUAUGACACUUACAGUAACUUGUAUCAAAUCAGUGCUUUAUAACUGAUUACUCGUAAUUUGAAAAAAAAAAAAAAAAAAAUCGUACAUCUGUACAAGUGCAUCCUAAGAAUAAUAGUUCAUUCUAAAGUAAUAUCGAGUCCAUACCCCCUUGUUAUCUUUGUUCUAGUUUUUACCUUUUGGAAAUUGAAUCCGAUAAGCGCCCUAUUUUACCAUUCUAUUGCUGGCACUGGUCAAUAAAAACUCUUGGAAGUUCAUAUUCAUGACUACUGAUUAAUUCAAAUAGGAACAGAAGGUAUGUCCCUCGUAAAAUUAUAAUUCACAACCAUAAACUGUUACAAAACAAAGGUUCUCACAUUGUACCGCUGACCUGCUGCGACCUUGAAGUGAAAUUUUAAACAAUCAUUACAUGUACAUGCAUCAGUGCAAAAUCUAUUAAUUACUGUAAGCACAUUGUCUAGGAACUUAGAUCACACGCCCUCUUUAAAUAAAUAAAUUCGUGCUUGUGAAUCAUUGAAUUCGUUUGAAUUUUAAUUUCUUUUUUUAUAUUUUGUCUUCAACAUUACAUUUCAGAUGUGGAAUACUAAAUAUUUCUUUUUUCUGAACUUGACAUUCUUUACAAAAUCCAUUACAAAAAGCACAGGUGAUACAAAUGAAGUAGAAAUCCAUACAAGACUGGGCAAUAUUAUAGGAUUGCGAGACAGUUCUUACAUACAUGAGGAGACAGUUUAUAAAUUUCUCGAUAUACCUUACGGUAAAGCACCGAUUGGCAACCUACGCUUCCAAAAACCCAUCCCCUUUGGAGCAUGGUCCAACACACUAAACGCAACGACAUUAGGUCCCGCUUGCCAUCAAUCCAAAAACCAACCAUUUCAAUAUCCAGGAUUCACCGAAGACUGUCUCAAGUUGAACAUUUAUGUCCCACGUGAUGUGAAUUCCUCGAAUAACAAGUCCGUUAUGGUUUGGUUUCAUGGUGGUGGAUUUAUGUAUGGUGCUGGGAAUUUAUACGAUGGCGGCAUGCUUUCUCUAACAGGAAAUGUUAUAGUAGUGACGAUUAACUAUCGAUUGGGAAUUUUAGGAUUUUUGGCUUCAAAGAACAACAAGGCGAAAGGGAAUGCAGGAUUGUGGGAUCAAAUACUUGCCCUUACUUGGAUCAAGUAUAAUAUUAAAGAUUAUGGUGGAAAUCCAAACGAUGUAACAAUAUUUGGCGAGUCUGCGGGGGGUAUAAGUGUUUCGUUACAAUCUUUAAUACCCAGCAACAGAGGUUUGUUCAAUAAAGUGAUUGCUCAAAGUGGAAUUGCCAAUUCUUUUCGCGCAGUUUCAAAUGACACUUUAUCUUCUACUAUUGCAGUUGGUAAGAAAGUUGGCUGUGCAUAUAAUGUUCCCUCGGUAAAUGAUCACAACUUUAUCGAAUGUUUACAAGCUGUCGACGCAGAUGACCUUAUUCGAGCUACAAAUGUAUUUCAGACGGAAUUGGGGUUAAAUAUUCUAACCAAUCUCCCCUUUGCACCUAUAGUGGAUGGGGAACUCUUUCACAAGAGUCCUAUUCGUUUACUGAAGGACAGAACAUCAUCUGAAUUCAACUUUUUUCAAUCUUUAGACAUGAUGAUAGGAACCUGUGAUAAUGACGGCUCUCUUGCACUGAGCUUUUUACCUGGAUAUGAAAGAAAACUGAAUUUCAAUUUCAGUGAAGGCCUUCCCACACAUGAGAUGUGUCAUACUCUUAUACCCGUGUUUUCAAAAUCAUUAUUCAACAGCAAUGGUGAAGUAUCAAAUGCAAUUUGCAAGAAGUAUACCGUAUUAUACAACAUUGAAGAACAAGGUCUGGAAUUUGUACACAUGUACGGCGAUGCUACAUUUAUUGCUCCGUGUACUCUUGCUCUAAGUUAUCAUUCCAAUAAUAUUCAGAGGGCAACAACAUAUCAGUACGUGUUUUCUGAAGAAAUGCCGUCGGUGAAUCCUGAUUUACCUUGGUAUCGGGGUUCUGCACAUGGAAGCGAUGUCUCGUACAUGUUCUUGUUUGAACAAUUGAAGACAACAUCAAACUUCACGGAAGGUGCUCGGAUUUUAGUGGACCAAAUGAGAAAAUAUUGGACCAACUUCGCAAAAACAGGAAACCCCAAUGGACCAGGUUUGCCGGAAUGGAAAUCAUUUGAUUUCGGUUCCUCCCAUCCAUACAUGAAUUUGCAGUCUAUGAAUACCACAUUAAGAACGAAUUACAGGAAAACAUAUACGGACUUUUGGAAUCAGGAUUUGCCCAACAUUUUAAAGCAUGGAUGUAACCAAAAGAGUUGUGUAAUGCCAGUUAUAGGUUAAUGUAAAGAAAUACAGAUUUACAACGGACAUUAUGGGCAAUCAAAGUUCAUAUCAAAAUUUUUACAUUUCACAAUAUAUUUCCUGAUUAAAUAAUAUACGUGUUUA
Messenger RNA from Ostrea edulis (European flat oyster), 4091 nucleotides. RefSeq names its product carboxylesterase 1D-like. The transcript is spliced from 2 exons. The coding region runs from base 2244 to 3986 and encodes 580 amino acids. Lineage: Eukaryota; Metazoa; Mollusca; Bivalvia; Ostreida; Ostreidae. The record is from RefSeq and is a predicted model, not a curated record.